GCUGGCAAGGGCCUUGCAACAUGCUCGCUGCAAUCCCUCGGUUACAGAGGAGGAAACUGAGACCCAGGCAGGAGAAGGGGCCCGUGCAGCUACAGCAACGUUACAACAGAGCCCAGCCAGGUCCCCAUUUUGGGUGUAUCUGUGCGCCCGGGUGCGAAUACGGGUGCGCGCGUGGGUUGCCAGGCAGUUUGCAUGAGUAAUGAAGGGAGUCUUCGAGUUUUCUCAACGAUCCUGGUCACCCCCAGCCUUCUUGACCGCCCCCCAGCUUUCUCGACCUGCAGCCAGUCCCUGUUCCUAGUGGGAAUUCUUUUGUGAGAAGACACAGCGACUGUGCCAAGUAUCUCAUACAUUCAAGAGGCUCCACGCCGCCCCCCUCACGUUCCAGGGAGCUUGCAGACCUGCUCCCCAGCUAGGCUCCUCCAGCCCCACCGGAGAACAGGGGAGGGGAGGUGCGCGGAGAGCAGGCCCCGCCCCCACGGCAGGGUCUCCCUGCCCCUCCCCCUGCCCCAGAGGAGUCUGGGAGGGGCGACCGGUGCAACCUGCCAAGAGAAUCCCGGGGAGGGAAGUUUUCUUCCCCAAAAUGGCUUGCCCGAGAGGGAGUGGGGCAGGGUUUUUCUCUGAAUGUUGACCCAUGUCAAUAUGUACUGGGGCCAGAAAAUACAGACACUUAAAUUUAAGAAAAGAAAGCGGCUGAUCCUUGGGUCCACACCUCUCAUGAUCUCCAAGUAAACAAGCCAGUGGAAGAUCAGUUUGUGCAAUCACCCCAGGCCUCCACCGGGUGGAGAGGAAAAGGAUACCGGGAAGACGGGCCCGGAGCCCUUUUCUACUAUCGUCCCCCCAACUAUCCUAACUCCCCCUGAUUCUUCCUGAUUCUCCCUCCCUCUCUGCCCCCACAGCAGAUGCUACUAGGUGCUCACAAGCUCCCGGGGGAUACCGAUGCUGCUGGUUCAGGGACCCCGCUCGGCGAACCACUCCUUCAGAGCACGAGGUCGUCCCGCAGUCCCUGUUUCCCGGGGCUGUGGCCGUGAGGGCUGGAGGGAAUCCACUAGAAGCAGAGGUGCCCGUCAAGUGGGCACCAGCCACGCCGAUGUCUGGGUCUUCCUUGAGGAGGGAUGGAAGGCGAGGACCGUGGGGCCAGGCUUCCAGUUGACUCGGCCCGGCAGUGCUCCCUGGAGCUGGACUGGGCUCCCCCUGGCUCAAGGGCCCUCCCGACCACUUAGGAGGAGGACAGAAGGGGAGCCCACAGCACACGUGCAGGCCUGGAGCCCAGGGGCCACCUGGACCAUCACAGAACUGCCGGCCAUCAGGACUCCAGGGAGGGGUCACAGCGUGGGCUUGGGGAUCAAGGAGCCACCGGGUCAAGAGAGCCGUGCAAAUCGCGAGGUGGAGCCUGGCCUUUCUCCUAAAGAUGGAACACGGGAGAGAGAGGGAGGCUUUGAGGAUGCCCCCCCCCCAAGUUUCUGAUUCUGAGGUGAGGAGCAGACAGGUGGGCUUGGUGGGGGCUGGGGAGGAAGGCUCGGUUCGUGCACCUUGAACUGAAAGUGCUAGGUGGCCCUCUGGCUGCCAGUCUCCAGGCGUGGAUGGCAGCUGGCGCGUCUGGAGCUCUGGAGGGAGCUCAGGGUCCCCGGCAUCACAGCCCAGUCAGCACCACAGGGGGACUCUAUGGAGGCUCCCCCCUCCUGCCCCUUCGAAAGGAAGAGCCUCCAGUGACCGCGGGGGACCACAAAGCUUCUGCAGAAAGCAGCCUCACAGCAGGAUGUGUUCUGGGAGGAGCUUUGAGGGCCACGGGGAAGGGGAAGGAAGAGGAGGGACAGAGUCGGGCCUGUGCCACACUGGGCCUUUCUCUGCAGAUCUGCAGGCUGCCGCGGGGACCAGAGACACCCAUUGGAGCCCCUCUGAGCCAUCGGGUUCUCUGGGGCCGGCAGCCUCCCUGCACAGACGGUGGGGAGCCAGUCGGCAGAAAGACUUAGGGAACCGAGCUCCAGCCGAGCUAAGUUUGCAGAACCACGUCUGUGCGGAAAAACAACCACUUUACUUUCCAUUCUGCUGCUGAGACGACCACAUCCUCUUCACACGUACCCCAGGCUCCCAUGGAGAGCUCAGAUGCUGAGCUGGAUCUCCAACGCGUGCAGGCCGUGCUCCGGGAGCUCGGCGCCCAGGCCCCGUCCCUGCAGAGCAACCAAGGCAUGUGGAGAUGGUCCCUGCAUAAGAAGGUGGAGCGAGAUCCUGGAAAGAGUCCGGCUCUGGUCCGCAUUCUGCUCAGAGAACUGGAGAAGGCAGAGAGCGAAGACAUCCGGCAUGCGAUCAUUCCCUUGCUGCACACGCUAAUGUAUGUGCUCACUAAGGCCACGGGCAUCACGGAGGAGCUCUACCGGAGAACCUACACCUUUUGCACAAGGUUGCUAACCCUGCCCGCCCCCUACUGCACGGUCGCCUUGGACUGCGCCAUAAGGCUGAAAACCGAGACCGCUGUCCCAGGGACACUGUACCAAAGGCUGGUCAUUGCCGAGCAGAACCUGACGAGUGAGCUGUACCCCUACCGGGAGAGAGCAUUCCUCUUCGUGGACCCCGAGCUGGUGUCCCCGUCCGUGUGCGGCGCGCUGCUGCUGGAGCUCGAGGCGGCGCAGGCGCAGCAGACGCCCGAGGCCUGCAUGCGCCACGUGGUCGCCCACGCCCUGCAGGCGCCUGGGGACGCCUGCCACGCAGGCGCUCUGCAGAGGAAGCUGCAGGCCAGCCCUCGCCAGGCCCUGGAGCGCUAUUUCCACGCCGUGGUGGCAGCCGUGGAGCAGAUGGCCAGCGAGCCCAGCCCGAGCCGGGAGGGACACCUGGAGAGGCUGGAGGAGAUUUACUGCUCGCUGCUGGGGCCGGAGGCGGCCGCCAGGGGGCGCUGCGGCGGCGACCCCUGCAGUCCCCGCAGCCAAACAUCCCUCUGCCCAGCCCCCACAUCACCUUCCACCUGUGGACGGAUGAAGAACAGCUCUGGAAGGAACUGGUGCCUUCCUGCGCCCGCGAUCCCAGCUGUGCCUCAGCGCCGACUUGGAGGCCUUGGAUCUGCAGGGCCUCUGGCCGGACCGGGAGCUGGCCCGGGUGUCCAUGCUGUCCACAGACAGCGGCAUCGAGCGGGACCUUCCUCCGGGGCUGACGAGCUGCCCUACCGGCAGCCCCGAGAUGGAGCGCGCCAGGCUGCAGCGCAAAGGCGGCGUCAAGAAGCGGGUGCGGCUCCCGGACGUCUUGAUGCCCGCGUGCUGGGACGGGCCCCCGGGUCUACACCGCAGGACGGGCAGGCCCAGUGGGGACGGGGAGCUACUGCCUGGUGUGUCGCGGCUUCACACGGCCAGGGUGCUGGUGCUGGGGGACGACAGGAUGCUGGGACGCCUGGCCCAGGCCUACCACAGCCUCAGGAACGAGAGACCCAGAAGUGCUGCCUCACCCCCAGGCUCAGUCUACAGCUGUACUACAUCCCCGUGCUGGCACCCGAGGCUGAAGAUCGUCGUUCAAUGUCCCCAGCAAGCGGUCCUCAGUUAAGGGUUUACCAGCUUCAUCUGAGAAACAGGCAUCAUGCAGACACUCGGAGCUCAGAGAGCUGGCCACAUUCCUGGGCCGCGCAGACCCGUGGUACGAGAGCACGUGAACACACUGUGCCCGGCAUCCACAAGCUGGCAGAGAUGACCACACUACUGAGGCGCGAGAUUAGGGAACUUGUCCAAAGUAAAAGGCGAGAGGUGGACUCCCACCCGGAACCGGACAGCUUGAUUCCAGCCUCCUCCCUGGACACAUCCCGGACCGUGGACCCCUUCAUCCUCGAUGUCAUCACCUACUACCUUCGCAUGGGCACCCAACCCAUCUACUUCCAGAUCUACACAGUCAAGAUCUUCAGGGACCUGAGCCAACACCCUGCAGAGGACAUUUUUCUCACUGAGCUCAAGGUGAAGAUUCAAGACACCAAGCCCCCCAAAGAUGGCUUUUCACCCAGGAGGAGGGGCGCAGCCGAGGGCCCAGGGGCUGACUCCAUUUGCUACCAGAAGGCCCUGCUCAGCCACCGGGCCCAAGAGGUCGCCGUUUCCCUGCGGGCCACUGGGCUGGUCCUGAAGACCUUUGCAGCCAGUGACACUGAAGUUUCUGGGCCCGCCCCCGCCCCGCCACCUGCUGUUCCCGUGACAGACCACACGUGCCUGAACGUCAGCGUGACGGAGGUCAUCAAGUCCUCCAACUUGGCGGGAAGGUCCUUCUCUAUGGUGACAAACACCUUCCGGACGGCCAACAUCCAGAUCCAGAGCCAGGACCAGAGGCUCCUGACGCUGCUCCUGGACAAGGACAGUCGGCGAACGUUCAAGGACGUGGUCAGAUUCGAGGUCUCUCCCUGCCCAGAGCCAUGUUCCGAGGCCCACAAGUCCGAGGCGUCACAGCUCGGUUCACACGGGCAGGAGGUGGAAGGGACCAAAGCCAAGCCCAAGCCCCUUCUAAUGCCCAUCAACACGUUCUCCGGCAUCGUCCAGUGAGCCCGCAGGGGCAGCAGAAGCGCCGAGUCUGAGAGCCCAGGCCCAAGAGUACGGAUACACUACCCCACCAGCCUCCGAACACUCACGCCGGCCGCCGGAACGAGGCCUGGGCCCUGGGUGGCUUCUGGCUGUGAGUAGGAGCCAGCGAGUGACCGGAGCAUAGGGCGCUUACUGGGCCGUGGCAGGUGAUGGAGCAGGGCCCACACACAGGCCCCAGGAAGGUCCCAGCAAAGCUGCGCACACGCAAGCAAGACCCGGCUCCGUGCACAAAUGUCCACGCCUCCACUGAUCUUCAAUUCCCACUUGUGCGGCUCAAGAUCCCCCCUCGGCCCUUAAACCGCCCCCAGUGAGAGAUGCUGUGUCGGCCAGGGCCCUGUGGCCUGGGGGGGAGGGUGGGGGAUGGGGAGCAGGCAAAGAUAAUUGCAGCCUCUCCCUUCCGAGAGUCUGUUCCUUUUCUUCCUUCCAGCCACCUCCUCGUCCUGCAUUCCCAGGCAGGUGUCUCUCCCGAGUGAGAGGAAAUCGUCAGUUCCGAUAAACACACUAAAGUAC
This is a messenger RNA of Lynx canadensis (Canada lynx), 5048 nucleotides long. RefSeq names its product phosphoinositide-3-kinase regulatory subunit 6 (gene PIK3R6). Gene Ontology annotation, cellular component: phosphatidylinositol 3-kinase complex, class IB. NCBI's taxonomy places the organism in Eukaryota, Metazoa, Chordata, Mammalia, Carnivora, Felidae. Gene Ontology annotation, biological process: positive regulation of MAP kinase activity; G protein-coupled receptor signaling pathway. The record is from RefSeq and is a predicted model, not a curated record. Gene Ontology annotation, molecular function: 1-phosphatidylinositol-3-kinase regulator activity.